CUGAAUAGUCAUCAAUCACUUCGCCUCUUUUUCUUCUUAAUGCAAUAUUAUCCGUAAUUGUACGGUAAGAAUAACGUUGGUAUAAUCAUUUUGGCAGGUAUCACGCAGAACGCUUGUUUUGCGUUGUCGAAGAUGCGCCGGGAUGCGACUUAAUGCGGUCAAAAAUAAGUUACGGAAACAUGAUCAUUUUUAUACGGCUGCAUUACAACAUUAUACAAUUCAUUAGUAUGAUUGAAAUUUAUCACACAAUACCGUUUAUACUGGACCUCCUAGGAAUGGUUAUCGCGCUGAGCCUCGCGUUAACGCAGGUACUCAACAUUGACAAUUUUGAAGCAGCGAUAAGAGCCGUCGGUGUCUCUAUUGUGACACUAUCGUAUCUAUUCAUAUCUAACUAUAUGGGACAAAGAAUCACAGACGUGAGUACGAGCGCAUGCGAGAAGGUAUACAACUCUGCAUGGUAUAAUGCAGACGUCUUCGAGCAGAGAUCUCUAUUGUUAAUACUGAAACGACGCUUCCGCCCGCUCGUUUUAAGCGCCCGAAGGUUUUACGUGAUGUCUUUGCCAAGUUUUGGAUCAGUAAGAACAAAAUGCGCCAUAAUAUACAUCGAUAUACGAAAGCCACAAUGAGACAAAUGGUACACUUGAGAAUGUUUAUCAUUUCAAGAUACUUCGGACGGCGAUUUCCUAUUGCAUGUUCAUGAGACAACUCUGAAGAUACUUCCAUCAGUUAUAAAUGCAGACUUGAAAAUAGAAAAUGUAGUCUUUUUUGCAUGUAAUUUACGUCAGCCCACGUAGGUUUAUAUAGAAAACACGUUAGCGAUCUUGUGCCUAACACUACGUCGAAAUUUAUUUUUCGUGAAAAGAAGCAAAUUUAUUAUAGUGCAUCUGGCAGGUAAGUGUAUGCAAAUAUCCAAUAAACACAAACUAUGUAACAUUAAUAUUAUAAUUUCCUACUCAACAAUGCGACUGUUACAACAAACGUUACAUUCAUAUUGUUGAGUGGGAAAUUCUAAUAUUGAUAUUAUGUAAUUAUUAGACGAUGUUUACUGACAUAUAACGUAACGAAAGAUGAAUGUAAAUUCACGACAUACAUUAACAAAAUUUGUAAAUCUUUCCUUCUUGUUUAGAACAAAAAGGUAGAUCAAGAUUCGAAGACGGCAUUGAGACAAUGUUAUUUUUUGUAAAUGUAGGAAUUAGUUAACUGAAGUGUCAUGCUA
Molecule: messenger RNA, 1216 nt
Organism: Vollenhovia emeryi
Lineage: Eukaryota; Metazoa; Arthropoda; Insecta; Hymenoptera; Formicidae
Product: odorant receptor 22c-like
Exons: 4
Coding region: 153-626 (157 amino acids)
Biological process (GO): sensory perception of smell; detection of chemical stimulus involved in sensory perception of smell
Cellular component (GO): plasma membrane
Molecular function (GO): olfactory receptor activity; odorant binding
Source: RefSeq, a predicted model, not a curated record